This is a messenger RNA of Mercenaria mercenaria, 14470 nucleotides long. RefSeq lists its product as uncharacterized. The record is from RefSeq and is a predicted model, not a curated record. The coding region runs from base 476 to 1402 and encodes 308 amino acids. The transcript is spliced from 7 exons. Lineage: Eukaryota; Metazoa; Mollusca; Bivalvia; Venerida; Veneridae.
AAGUAAUGGUCAGUAUAUCUAUCCUCAGUCAUUUGUUGAUUAAUAAAUUAAGGUAGGAGGUGAGAUGGAGUUAGCACAUGUUUCCCCUCUCAAAAUUUGGACAAUGUUCAAGAAACCUGAUUUGUUCACAGAAUUGACCUUUGAUAAAAGGAAGAGCCUACUUGAAAGGGCAUUUUGAUGCUUUUGGUAACCUAGGGUCUUUGGCAGUUAUUGUCAAGAAAGCUUUUCUGUUGUUGUUUUUUGUUGUAGAAACUUUCCUAGGAAGGUAUCGGUAGGCUUGAGUGGCUUGUCAGCCCCUCAUAGCCAACCAACUUUGAUAUUGCACAGAUGCUACCGCUUUGUGAGUUCGAACAGCCAGGCUGACAACGUAAAAUAGGUGCUGUAUCUGGCCUAUAAAUUUAACAUUGUUUUGUUAAAAAGAAAUUGGGACUUUAACACAGCCGUAAACAGCUGCAAUUUCAGGCCUUAAGAAAGGAUGAAGAAAGGCAUCAUUUUACUGUUAAUACAAGAAUGUGUGUUACAGUUAGCCAUGGCACGCCUGAAUUUGACUCUUACCAGAACUGUGUGUGGUGAUUACUACAACAUGGAUGAUAUAGGGGAAUCAUAUUUGACAUAUAAUGGAGCGCAAGUAGUAUUUAUGGAGGAGUGUAGGGUGCAGUUCCAGAACUAUAAAACAUAUGCCAAACAAACCUGUGUUAAACUAUUGAGUAUAAAUUUUGGCAGCUGCGCUACAACGAUGGAAUAUUAUAAUAGUGGCUAUUUUUCACAAUAUGUGAAGCCAGAGAAACGAUUUUCUUGUCAAGAUUAUUCUUAUGAUGAAUGGUGUGGGGAUACAAGGACAGAUAUUUUAAAUAUAGUGUUCCGGACAUCCCUAGAAAGAUCUAGGGAUAGUAUACAACUACAUGUGUAUCUUAAAGACUUACCAAAAGAAGAUGAUCCAUGGGAGACAGAUUCAUCUACUGACGUUGGUUUAAUUAUUCCAGCGGUGUGUGCGGUGGUAGUGCUGAUAACAAUAUCUUCGAUUGUUAUAGCAUGCAAAGUUGCCCAGGCACGAAGAAUGCAGUCAUUGCCGAGAACUCCAUAUUCGUAUCAAACUACUAGUGGACCAGGGAAUACACAAACAGCUCCAGGAGAUAUGAAUUCACCACAGCCGAUAUCUGGUUACCAGUCUCCACAGCAAUAUCAGUCCCAACCUCCAACACAAGGCAGCUACCAGCUGCAUCCUAUGCAAAGUGCUUAUCCAAUUAAUCAACAGCAGGGAUCUAAUCAAGUGCCUGGCUACCAGCCUGUACCGCAGGCUGAUUCUGGACUCCAGAACCCUGCUGGUUUUCAGCAACCAUCAGCACCACCUCCAGAUGUCAGUACAGAUGCCCCACCAUCAUAUGAAAGUGUUACAAAGUAACGUUUCUGUGAAUGCAAGACCUGGCAGAAAACAUUUAUUAGUCCCCAACUGGUUGAAAACCAGUUUCUGGGACUAUAGGAAUGCACUUUUCCAUCCGUCAUUUAGUCAGUCUGCAAUUUCGUGUCCGGUCCAUACCUCUGUCAUUUAUCAAGGGAUUUUAAUAUUACUUGACACCAAUGUUCCCAAAGAUGAGACAAUGUGUCAUGUGCAAAACCUGUACCCCUGGCUCAAAGGUCAAGGUCACAAUUGGAGGUCAAAGGUCAACGGAGCUUUUUUUCCUGUCAGGUCCAUUACUCUGCCAUCCAUGAAGGGAUUUUAAUAUUACUUGGCACAAAUAUACCUCAUAAUAAGAUGAUAUAUCAUGCACAACUUUCAGACCCCUGGCUCAAAGGUCAAAGCCACACUUGGCAGUCAAAUGUUUACAUGGCAUGAACAGGGUCUGUUUCUUGUCCGGUCCAUAACUCUGUCUUUCAUCAAGGGAUUUUAAUAUUACUUGACAAAAAUAUUCCCAAAGAUGGGACAACUUGUCAUAUGCAAAACCCGGACCCUUAGCUCAAAGGUGAAGGUCACAAUUGGCGGCCAAAGGUCAACAGGGUUUUUCCUGUCUGGUCCAUAAUUCUGUCAUCCAUCAAGGGAUUACUAUAUUACUUGGUAUAAAUUCCCCAUGAUGAGAUGGAGAUCAAAGGUCAUUAGGAUUUUUCCUGUGUCUAUAACUUUGUCAUGCUAAAAGGAUUUAAAUAUCAGUUGACACAAAUAUUCCUCUGGAUGAGACAACAUGUCAUUUACAAUACCCAGGCCCUUGGCUGAAAGGUCAAGGUCACACUCGGAAGUCAAAGGCCAAGGGCUUUUUUCAUGUCCAGUCUGUAACUCAACAAUCCUUAAAUGGAUUUUACCUCCAAUAUUCGGAGAAGAGUGGCUAUUCUAAACUCGCCCCAGCGUCAGCAUGAGCUUUAUUGGUUAUUUAAAGUUUUUCGGCAACCUUUGUUUUUCUGUCAUAUCUUAGUUACUAUUGCUUUUAUCUUACAGUAACUUCACAUAAACAUUUCCAGCAUACAAACAGUAUUUGCAGGGGCUGGGUCCAUUAUACUCAAGGUCAAGGUCACCAAGGUGUUAUACUUAGGUUAUUUUAAGGUUAAAGUUUUUCGGCAACCUUUGUUUUUGUGCUCCCCAUGAGUGGUGGGGGCAUAUAGAUUUGCACUUUUCCGUGCGUCCGUCCAUGCAUGCGUCUGUCCGAGGUUCGUGACACGCCUAGCUCAAAAAGUAUUUGAUAUAAAUUGGUGAAACCUUGCAUGAGUCUUUAACAUGAUAUGAAGUUGCGCACCUCCUAUUUUUCGUCUGGCUCCACCCCCUAUUUUAAGAGUUAUGGCCCCUGAAAUAGUCAAAAAUGCACAUUUUCACCUUGUGACAUGCCUAGCUCAAAAAGUAUUUGAUAUAGAUUCAUGAAACCAUGCAUCAAUCUUAAUCAUGAUACUGACUUGCGUACCUUCUAUUUUUCGUUUGGGUCAGCCCCUAUUUUCAGAGUUAUGGGCCCUGAAAUAGUUAAAAAUGCACAUUUUCACCCUGUGACGUGCCUAGCUCAAAAAGUAUUUCAUAUGAAUUGAUGAAACCUUGCACAAGUCUUUAUCAUGAUAUGAACUUGCGCACCUAAUUUUUUCUCUCUCUUUUCUCCCUAUUUUAAGAGUUAUGGCCCUUGAAAUAAUCAAAAAUGCAUAUUUUUACCUUGUGACACGCCUAGCUCAAAAAGUAUUUCAUAUAAAAUGAUGAAACCUUGCACAAGUCUUUAUUAUUAUUUGAAAUUAUGCACCUCCUAUUUUUUGUCUGCCUCCACCCACUAUUUUUAGAUUUAUGGCCCCUGAAUUAGUCAAAAAUGCACAUUUUCACCUUGUGACACAUCUAGCUCAAAAGGUAUUUAAUAUAGAUGAUUGAAAACUUGCAUGAGUCUUUAUCAUGAUAUAAACUUGCACACCUCAUACUUUCGUGCUGGUUUUGCUCUCUAUUUUUAGCUCACCUGUCACAAAGUGACAAGGUGAGCUUUAGUAAUCGCGCAGCGUCCGUCGUCCGUGCGUGCGUGCGUGCGUGCGUCAGUCCGUAAUCUUUUGCUUGUGACCACUCUAGAGGUCACAUUUUUCAUGGGAUCUUUAUGAAAGUUGGUCAGAAUGUUCAUCUUGAUGAUAUCUAGGUCAAGUACGAAACUGGGUCACGUGCCAUCAAAAACUAGGUCAGUAGGUCUAAAAAUAGAAAAACCUUGUGACCUCUCUAGAGGCCAUAUAUUUCACAAGAUCUUCAUGAAAAUUGGUCAGAAUGUUCACCUUGAUCAUAUCUAGGUCAGGUUCGAAACUGGGUCACGUGCCUUCAAGAACUAGGUCAGUAGGUCUAAAAAUAGAAAAACCUUGUGACCUCUCUAGAGGCCAUAUAUUUUAUGAGAUCUUCAUGAAAAUUGGUCAGAAUGUUCACCUUGAUGAUAUCUAGGUCAAGUUCGAAAGUGGGUCACGUGCUUUCAAAAACUAGGUCAGUAGGUCAAAUAAUAGAAAAACCUUGUGACCUCUCUAGAGGCCAUAUUUUUCAUGGGAUCUGUAUGAAAGUUGGUCUGAAUGUUCAUCUUGAUGAUAUCUAGGUCAAGUUCGAAAGUGGGUCACGUGCCAUCAAAAACUAGGUCAGUAGGUCUAAAAAUAGAAAAAACCUUGUGACCUCUCUAGAGGCCAUAUAUUUCACAAGAUCUUCAUGAAAAUUGGUCAGAAUGUUCACCUUGAUGAUAUCUAGGUCAAGUUCGAAACUGGGUCACGUGCCUUCAAAAACUAGGUCAGUAGGUCUAAAAAUAGAAAAAACCUUGUGACCUCUCUAGAGGCCAUAUAUUUCACAAGAUCUUCAUGAAAAUUGGUCAGAACGUUCCCUUGAUGAUAUCUAGGUCAAGUUCGAAACUGGGUCACGUGCCAUCAAAAACUAGGUCAGUAGGUCAAAUAAUAGAAAAACCUUGUGACCUCUCUAAAGGCCAUAUUUUCAUGGGAUCUGUAUGAAAGUUGGUCUGAAUGUUCAUCUUGAUGAUAUCUAGGUCAAGUUCGAAACUGGGUCACGUGCGGUCAAAAACUAGGUCAGUAGGUCUAAAAAUAAAAAAACUUUGUGACCUCUCUAGAGGCCAUAUAUUUUAUGAGAUCUUCAUGAAAAUUGGUCAGAAUGUUCACCUUGAUGAUAUCUAGGUCAAGUUCGAAAGUGGGUCACGUGCCUUCAAAAACUAGGUCAGUAGGUUAAAUAAUAGAAAAACUUUGUGACCUCUCUAGAGGCCAUAUUUUUCAUGGGAUCUGUAUGAAAGUUGGUCUGAAUGUUCGUCUUGAUGAUAUCUAGGUCAAGUCCGAAAGUGGGUCACGUGCCAUCAAAAACUAGGUCAGUAGGUCAAAUAAUAGAAAAACCUUGUGACCUCUCUAAAGGCCAUAUUUUUCAUGGGAUCUGUAUGAAAAUUGGUCUAAAUGUUCAUCUUGAUGUUAUUCUAGGUCAAGUUCGAAACAGGGUCAUGUGCGGUCAAAAACUAGGUCAGUAGGUCUAAAAAUAGAAAAACCUUGUGACCUCUCUAGAGGCCAUACUUGUGAAUGAAUCUCCAUAAAAAUUGGUCAGAAUGUUCACCUUGAUGAUAUCUAGGUCAAGUUUGAAACUGGGUCACGUGCCUUAAAAAACUAGGUCAGUAGGUCAAAUAAUAAAAAACCUUGUGACCUCUCUAGAGGCCAUACUUUUCAUUGGAUCUGUAUGAAAGUUGGUCUGAAUGUUCAUCUUGAUAUCUAGGUCAAGUUUGAAACUGGAUCAACUGCAGUCAAAAACUAGGUCAGUAGGUCUAAAAUUAAUAAAAUCUUUUGACCUCUCUAGAGGCCAUAUUUUUCAAUGGAUCUUCAUGAAAAUUGAUCUGAAUGUUUACCUUGAUGAUACCUAGGUCACUUUCGAAACUGGGUCACGUGCGUACAAAAACUAGGCCAGUAGGUAUAAAAAUAGAAAAACCUUGUGACCUCUCUAGUGGCUAUAGUUUUCAUGAGAUCUUCAUGAAAAUUAGUGAGAAUGUUUACCUUGAUGAUAUCUAGGUAAAGUUUAAAACAGGGUAAUGUACCUUCGAAAACUAGGUCAAUAGGUCAGAUAAUAGAAAAAUCUUGUGACCUCUCUAGAGACCAUAUUUUUCAAUGGAUCUUCAUGAAAAUUGGUCAGAAUUUUUAUCUUGAUAAUAUCUAGGUCAAGUUCAUUGAUUUUAUCAAAGUUUUCAUUCAAUGUUUCUUCUUUUCACUGUAUCGUUUCUGUAUCGUGAAACAGGCCUAUGAUAUGAUAUGUGAUAUAAUUAAUGUAUCUUGAUACAGUGAAUUUCGAUAUAUCGUUACAUCCUUACGCUGACAGUAGAACUUUAGAUAAAUUACCUUAAGUUUAACAUAGCAUAUUUCAUUUAAGGUAGUAUUGCAUGUUUGAUAAACUGGAACUUCUUCUAAAAACACUUUUAAGACUUGGACUUACACACCAGGAAUACUAUGGAGAUGUAGUUUAUAAAAUUUGGAUUUUUUUAGCUCACCUGUCACAAAGUGACAAGGUGAGCUUUUGUGAUCGUGCGUCCGUCCGUGCGUCCGUCCGUAAACUUUGCUCGUGACCACUCUAGUGGUCACAUUUUUCAUGGGAUCUUUAUGAAAGUUGGUCAGAAUGUUCAUUUUGAGGAUAUCUAGGUCAAGUUCGAAACUGGGUCACGUGUCGUCAAAAACUAGGUCAGUAGGUCUAAAAAUAGAAAAACCUUGUGACCUCUCUAGAGGCCAUAAUUUUUAAUGGAUCUUCAUGAAAAGUGGUCAGAAUGUUCAUCUUGAUGAUAUCUAGGUCAAGUUCGAAACUGGGUCACGUGCCAUCAAAAACUAGGUCAGUAGGUCUAAAAAUAGAAAAACCUUGUGACCUCUCUAGAGGCCAUAUAUUUCACAAGAUCUUCAUGAAAGUUGGUCAGAACGUUCACCUUGAUGAUAUCUAGGUCAAGUUCGAAACUGGGUCACGUGCCUUCAAAAACUAGGUCAGUAGGUCAAAUAAUAGAAAAACCUUGUGACCUCUCAAAAGGCCAUAUUUUUCAUGGGAUCUGUAUGAAAGUUGGUCUGAAUGUUCAUCUUGAUGAUUUCUAGGUCAAGUUCGAAACUGGGUCACGUGCCAUCAAAAACUAGGUCAGUAGGUCUAAAAAUAGAAAAACCUUGUGACCUUUCUAGAGGCCAUAUAUUUCACAAGAUCUUCAUUAAAAUUGGUCAGAACGUUCACCUUGAUGAUAUCUAGGUCAAGUUCGAAACUGGGUCACGUGCCAUCAAAAACUAGGUCAGUAGGUCUAAAAAUAGAAAAACCUUGUGACCUUUCUAGAGGCCAUAUAUUUCACAAGAUCUUCAUGAAAAUUGUUCAGAACGUUCACCUUGAUGAUAUCUAGGUCAAGAUCGAAACUGGGUCACGUGCCGUCAAAAACUAGGUCAGUAGGUCAAAUAAUAGAAAAACCUUGUGACCUCUCUAAAGGCCAUAAUUUUCAUGGGAUCUGUGUGAAAGUUGGUCUGAAUGGUCAUCCUGAUGAUAUCUAGGUCAAGUUUGAAACUGGGUCACGUGCGGUCAAAAACUAGGUCAGUAGGUCUAAAAAUAGAAAAACCUUGUGACCUCUCUAGAGGCCAUAUAUUUCAUGAAAUCUUCAUGAAAAUUUGUCAUUAUGUUCAUCUUGAUGAUAUCUAAGUCAAGUUCGAAAGUGGGUCACGUGCCAUCAAAAACUAGGUCAGAAGGUCAAAUAAUAGAGAAACCUUGUGACCUAACUAGAGGCCAUAUUUUCCAUGGGAUCUGUAUGAAAGUUGGUCUGAAUGUUCAUCUUGAUGAUAUCUAGGUCAAAUUUGAAAGUGGGUCACGUGCCGUCAAAAACUAGGUCAGUAGGUCUUAAAAUAGAAAAACCUUGUGACCUCUCUAAAGGCCAUAUUUUUCAAUGGAUCUUCAUGAAAGUUGGUCUGAAUGUUCAUCUUGAUGAUAUCUAGGUCAAAUUCGAAACAGGGUCAUGUGCGGUCAAAAACUAGGUCAGUAGGUCUAAAAAUAGAAAAACCUUGUGACCUCUCUAGAGGCCAUACUUGUGAAUGGAUAUUCAUAAAAAUUGGUCAGAAUGUUCACCUUGAUGAUAUCUAAGUCAAGUUCGAAAGUGGGUCACGUACCUUCAAAAAGUAGGUCAGUAGGUCAAAUAAUGAAAAAACGUUGUGACCUCUCUAAAGGCCAUAUUUUUCAUGGGAUCUGUAUGAAAGUUGGUCUGAAUGUUUAUCUUGAUGAUAUCUAGGUCAAGUUUGAAACUGGGUCAACUGCGAUCAAAAACUAGGUCAGUAGGUCUUGAAAUAGAAAAACCUUGUGACCUCUCUAGAGGCCAUACCCUUGAAUGGAUCUUCAUGAAAAUUGGUCAGAAUGUUCACCUUGAUGAUAUCUAGGUCAAAUUUGAAACUGGGUCACCUGCCUUAAAAAACUAGGUCAGUAGGUCAAAUAAUAGAAAAACCUUGUGACCUCUCUAGAGACCAUAUUUUUCAAUGGAUCUUCAUGAAAAUUGGUCAGAAUUUUUAUCUUUAUAAUAUCUAGGUCAAGUUCAAAACUGGGUCAUAUGAGCUCAAAAACUAGGUCACUAUGUCAAAUAAUAGAAAAAACGACGUCAUACUCAAAACUGGAUCAUGUGGGAAGAGGUGAGCGAUUCAGGACCAUCAUGGUCCUCUUGUUUUAUAUUUGUAAUACGAGUUAAAAAGUUCAUCAAAAGAAGAUACAAUGCGAAAAUCGUGAUGCACAGUACAUCUUUCAUGAUUAACCCCUCUACAGUUAAUUGCUACGCUUUCCUAUUUGAUGACUGAUAAAGUGUAAGACUCCAUGAUGCUUUUCUCCUACAUGCUACAUAAAACGGACGGAGGGAGUGGAAUUUUGUCUUGCAGCUUUCUUAGUCGUGCCCUUAAAAGUUAGGCUUUUAGUGCUCUUGACUUCAGACAAGUUGUUGAGUACAUUGGUGUAAUUAUACUUUAGAUUUACCUUAAUUUUACGUUUUACUUACUCUGAUCUGGGUUUAUUUUCGCUAAUGUUAGAGCCUUUCUCAGCGGGGAUUUUAUUUACAUGGUGUGUAACUUGUAAAAAUUAGGGUAAGUGCGAGGUUGGCAUGCUCUAAACGCAUUUUAAACCCCCCAGUUUCCUUUAUAUAGGUUAAUGACCAUUCUAAUGCGGUACCCCUAUUUUCAACUUGUUUUCCAUCUGCCUUGUAUUUUGUGUUGCCUUCUUAUUGCUAGCAUUUCUUUCCUCUUUCUCCUCACUCCCCCUAUCGCUCCCGUCCUUUACCCUUGCAGUUGUGCUCUCUUGUUUUGGCAUCCCUCCCCCAUGAGUAAGUUUUCGUGCCCACCUUAAUUUUGGCUGCAGGAAUCUUAAAGCAAUGUUUCCUACUUAUAUAUGUGCGUUUGUGUAUCUUGGGUAGUGCCUUACAGUGUUGUUAUAUCGUACUUGUCUGUUAGUUAGUUAUGUGUGGGUGUGAGUGUUUGUUCUUGGUACAUUAAUUUCCUGCUACUGUGGUUUAUGUUGUAGUGUAACUUUGAUUAAGGAAUGUAGCAUUCCCUUUGUAUAUUUAUCCAUGUUCUACUUUCCCCUUUAACCCCCUCCCCCACCCCCUUUCUACCCUUUACCCCAUUUUGCAUGUGUACUUGGAUUUUUGAAGUAACCCCUCUGUAAUAUUUUUCCAUUACACUUUCUUUUUGUUGUGGGCCUACUUUGCAAAUUAGUGGCUCUGGGGCUGUGUUUGUGGUGCUCUGUGUUUCCGAGAAUUCUACCCUUACCUUAUCUUUUCUAUAAUUUUCAUUAUUAUUUUUAGUAACCGUUAAUUGGUCCAGGACUGGUCUAUCAUUCAGUUUGGGCAGUACCAUUUAUUAUUCGAAGGGGAGUUUGAUGGAAGUUUAUGAACAGUGCAGACCAUGAUCAGCCUGCACGUUAAACUACUAGUACAUUGUAUAGGAUACUGAAAUAAGGAAUUUCCACAAAACUGUUAACGUCACCAACACGCAUCAUUCAAAAAUAGACACAAUAAAAAUCUGUUAACAUAGAGGAUAUUUGUUUGUUUUGAGUGAAUAUGGUAUAUAUCUCACUGAGAAGUGAGAAAAUUUCAAAUAUUUUCACGAGCGCGUAGCGCGAGUGAAAAUGUGAAAAUUUUCUCACUUCGAGGUGAGAUAUAUUCCAUAUUCAUGAAAAACAAACAAAUUUUCUUUUUAUUUUAUGCUCACUUACAUUGAGAAAUGCAUUUUGCAACUGUUUUAAUCUCAGCGUGGGAAACUGACGCACGUAAACAGACAUGACAUCAGACGUGCUGUGACGUUAUAAAGACGCAUGCAACAUAAAGUUCCAUUUUGCUGCAUAACGGUAUGGAAUUCUCUUUAAGUAAAAUAAUUUGAAUCGAGAAAUAUAUUAUUAAGAACAAAGUGCGACUAUAAUUUUCAUCCUGUUUUAAGCAAAUAAUUCAAAAUUCUUACACAAUGUAUGAGGGGGCGGAGCUCAUAUCUCUCACAGUGUGAAAAUAAAGAUUUCAUAUUUUCACAGUGUGAGCGAUGAGAUAUGAAAAUAUUUAACUGAUAGAAUACAGUAUUUCAUUAGUUAGCAUAAAAUAAAUUUCAUUAUUUAUUAAUAAUAACAAUGAAACCCAGCCUCCAGUAAAUUUUGAUAACUGUCAAUAAGCUUUUCAUACACAAAAGAGCAACAGUUAAAUGAAGAUCCAAUAAAAAAUAGUAGCUUUAUUCAGUUAUAAGUUAGAAUACAGCAGCUAUAAAACACAUGAAGUGAGAUAAUAUUUGUUUAGAAUUUGUUCAAGCCUCUUUUUAGCUCACCUGUCACAUAGUGACAAGGUUAGCUUUUGUGAUCACGCUGCGUCCGUCCGUCCUUUUGCUUGUGACCACUCUAGAGGUCACAUUUUUGUGGGAUCUUUAUGAAAGUUGGUCAGAAUGUUCAUCUUGAUAAUAUCUAGGUUAAAUUCGAAACUGGGUCACGUGCCAUCAAAAACUAGGUCAGUAGGUCUAAAAAUAGAAAAACCUUGUGACCUCUCUAGAGGCCAUAUAUUUCACAAGAUCUUCAUGAAAAUUGGUCAGAAUGUUCAUCUUGAUGAUAUCUAGGUCAAGUUAGAAACUGGGUCACGUACCUUCAAAAACUAGGUCAGUAGGUCUAAAAAUAGAAAAACCUUGUGACCUCUCUAGAGGCCAUAUAUUUCACAAGAUCUUCAUGAAAAUUGGUCACAAGUUCACCUUGAUGAUAUCUAGGUCAAGUUCGAAAGUGGGUCACGUGCCCUCAAAAACUAGGUCAGUAGGUCAAAUAAUAGAAAAACCUUGUGACCUCUGUAAAGGCCAUAUUUUUCAUGGGAUCUGUAUGAAAGUUGGUCUGAAUGUUCAUCUUGAUGAUAUCUAGGUCAAGUUCGAAACUUGAUCAUGUGCGCUCAAGAACUAGGUCAGUAGGUCUAAAAAUAGAAAAACCUUUUGACCUCUCUAGAGGCCAUACUUGUGAAUGGAUCUCCAUAAAAAUUGGUCAGAAUGUUCAUCUUGAUGAUAUCUAGGUCAGGUUCGAAAGUGGGUCACGUGCCUUUAAAAAGUAGGUCAGUAGGUCAAAUAAUGAAAAAACGUUGUGACCUCUCUAGAGGCCAUAUUUUUCAUGGGAUCUGUAUGAAAGUUGGUCUGAAUGUUUAUCUUGAUGAUAUAUAGGUCAAGUUUGAAACUGGGUCAACUGCGAGCUAGGUCAGUAGGUCUUGAAAUAGAAAAACCUUGUGAUCUCUCUAGAGGCCAUACCCUUGAAUGGAUCUUCAUGAAAAUUGGUCAGAAUGUUCACCUUGAUGAUAUCUAGGUCAGUUUUGAAACUGGGUCUCGUGCCUUAAAAAACUAGGGUCAGUAGGUCAAAUAAUAAAAAAACCUUGUGACCUCUCUAGAGGCCAUACUUUUCAUGGGAUCUGUAUGAAAUUUGGUCUGAAUGUUCAUCUUGAUGAUAUCUAGGCCAAGUUUGAAACUGGGUCAACUGCAGUCAAAAACUAGGUCAGUAGGUCUAAAAUUAGACAAAUCUUUUGACCUCUCUAGAGGCCAUAUUUUUCAAUGGAUCUUCAUGAAAAUUAAUCUGAAUGUUCACCUUGAUGAUAUCUAGGUCAGUUUCGAAACUUGGUCACGUGCGGUCAAAAACUAGGCCAGUAGGUAUAAAAAUAGAAAAACCUUGUGGCCUCUCUAGAGGCCAUAUUUUUCAUGAGAUCUUCAUGAAAAUUAGUGAGAAUGUUCACCUUGAUGAUAUCUAGAUAAAAUUCAAAACAGGGUCACGUACCUUCGAAAACUAGGUCAAUAGGUCAAAUAACAGAAAAACCUUGUGACCUGUCUAGAGACCAUAUUUUUCAAUGGAUCUUCAUGAAAAUUGGUCAGAAUUUUUAUCUUGAUAAUAUCUAGGUCAAGUUCAAAACUGGGUCACAUGAGCUCAAAAACUAAGUCACUAUGUCAAAUAAUAGAAAAAACGACGUCAUACUCAAAACUGGGUCAUAUGGGAAGAGGUGAGCGAUUCAGGACCAUCAUGGUCCUCUUGUUUAAUAUUUCUUAAGUAUAGCAGCAGCUCAAGGCCAGAAAUUCAAGAUUGUGAACCCUGAAAACAGGCAAAGUGGAGUAUUUAUUCCUCCCAGUUUUCACAAAAAUAAGUGUGGAAGCGCACAUUUUAAGUGCACACUCAAAAAUGUGAGGAUAUGUGAACUCCAUCCAUUAUAGAUAAAUGUGAACCCAGCUUCACCGAAAAAAAAAGCUCUGGAAGUGUGGAAGCUGUGAACUACAGGAAACAAAAGCCAAUAUUUCUGUUAAUAAUCUAAAUGAUUAUAACAUCAACUUUCCAGAUAAGGGAGUUUCUUGCAAGCAUAAUGAUAUGUGUUCUAAAUUCUUUUCUGUAUUCAGCAGUGUAAACAAAGUCUAGGCAGUAGUUGCUAACCAACUACCCAUAAUGCAUUGCAAGUACAACAACAACAGCAUGUCUGCAAAACCAGAAAGUCACUUGUUUUCAAUAACUGCUUAUGUAAAUUUAUAAAGCAUGUGGAUCAAACUAGAUUGUAAAAGAAUUACUUGAAAUAGCCUAUGACCUUAUAAUAAAAUUACAGUUCAGCUUAAAGCCCCAUACAGUUAAGCUAAGGUAACUGUGCCCUGAAGUUUUAAAUUGUUUGAAAAAAAUUACCAGUAGGGGACUUCUGUAUUAUUAUUAUUAUUGUUAUUAUUAUUAUUAUUACUAUUAUUAUUAUUAUACCACAUUUAUAUAGCACUCUUUUCAUGCACAUGUACACGUUCAAAAGUGCCACUGCAAUACUCAGUCACUUGUUUUACUCGGGAAAUUUGGUUGAAGUUUGCAUGCAAGUUAUUAUUAUUGCCAUAAUAAUAUUUGAUAUUGUUAUAAAAUAACAUAACUGUUUACCUGACUAUUAUGCUCAUCUUACCCCUUAUUGGACAAAGAAAUUAACAAAUUGUCAAACACACGGUCCAAUGGGCAUCUCCGGGCCGGGUAAUGACUGCGACAUAAGAUUACUAUUAUUAUAUACCAGAUCUAUAUAGCUUCUGUCCAUAACAAACACGUUCAGAGGGGCUCUACAUAGCAUGUUGUUAGGUGUUGGAGUAUGUAGUAAAGGCGAUAUUUUUGGAAGUUUAAUUGCAGGGUUUAAUCUCAUUACGUUUUAGCUCAUUUUUAGCUCAGCUAUUCUACUCACCCUGUUGCCAGCGUCAGUGUCACACCUUUCUUAAAGUUUUGCAUGCAAGUACAUAUAGCUGUCAUCUAAAGGCAUAUAGCUUUGAAACAUAUUUUCUUCUUUUUUCUAGGUUAAUUACCAACCUCACUGAGUCAAGUCCCAUAACUCUGACAUGUAUUUUGGCCAAAUUAUGCCCUCUUUAGGCCUUAGAAAAUCCUAGUUAAAGUUUUGUGUGCAAGUUACUAUCUCCAAAACUAAUGAAGAUAAUGAAUUGAAACAUCAUGUCAUGAUGUUUCUUGGGGAUGAAAAACUAGGUGAUAACAUGAUGUCCCAUAAGGCUGACAAGUAUUUUGGCCAGAUGAUGCCCCAAUUUAGACUUAAAAAUUCUUCAUUAAAGUUUUGUAUGUUACAUGAUGUAAUACCUGUUAUUUAAAGACAUACAGCUUUUAUUUUUUAUUUUUCUAGGUCAGUUACAGACCUCAUAAUGUCAUGAUCAAGUCCCAUAACUCUGACAUGUAAUUUGGGCAAAUUCUGCCCCCUUUUGCAUUUAAAAAUCCUAGUUAAAGUCUUGCAUGCAAGUAACAAUCUCCGAAACUUAAGCAGAAAUUUAUUUGAAACUUCACAUGUGUCUUUGGGGUUAUAGAACUAGGUGAAAGUGUCUAGACCCGUAACACUGACAUUUAUUUUUAGGCCAGAUUAUGCCCCAUUCUGGACUUAGAAAAUCCUGGUUAAAGUUUUGCAUGCAAGUUACUGCCUCCAAAACUACUGCAAAUAUUAUAUUGGAACUUUACACUUUUCUUCGGUUCAUAGCAUCAAAUUAUAUAACUCUGACUUGUAUUUUGCAAAAUUUUGUUCCCUUAUGAACUUAAAACUUCUGGUUAAAGUUUUGCAUCCAAAACUAAUGCAGAUACUGGAUUGAAACUUUAUAGAUACUUCAACAUUCAGGGUAAUAUAUUCUUGCUUCUGGAACAAUUUGAAUAGUCGAGCAUUGUCUGUAGUAUGGACAGCUUUUGUUAAAUGUAGUCGUGUCACAUAUAAAUCUUCUUGACAAAGCUCUGAUGGGAAAUGUAUUAAAGUUAGUUCAACCAAUAACCUUGUAUAAAUGUGUCCCAGAACAAUCAGGAAACUUGUUUUUUCAUGGAGAAAGAAUGUUUUUGAUAUUUUGUAUAUUAGAUUAUUUCAGCUUUUUAGCCCAUUUUACCAGCAAGUGUAGUGUUGUUUUUUUAUUCCUUUACAUUCAUGAUAUUGUUUUAAGGUAAACAGAAUGUGCUGUAUUUUAGAUGUUUGUUUAUUCAGAUUGUUUUUAAGAUUUUGUAAUACCUUUACAUUAUGACUAAUUUGGUUUACUGCUGAUUUUAUACAGGUCAUUUGUAACAAAUAAAGUUUUAUAUAUA